Fusarium coffeatum is the source of this 795-nucleotide messenger RNA. RefSeq lists its product as uncharacterized. Bases 1 to 795 code for a protein of 264 amino acids. The record is from RefSeq and is a predicted model, not a curated record. The transcript has 3 exons. NCBI's taxonomy places the organism in Eukaryota, Fungi, Ascomycota, Sordariomycetes, Hypocreales, Nectriaceae.
AUGCAAUUAUCAACAUUCGUCGCCUCCGUCCUGGCAGUGACUGCUUCUGCAGCUCCCAGCUUCCCUGUCCCCAUCGUUACCGAUACUCGAUCUGCCAUCGAUACGUUAGGAUCAUUGUCUGGUUACUUCAACCUCGUUGCGGAUAAGGUCAAGGCUGCCAAGGCAUAUGAUAUGGCUCCCGUCUGUGAUCUCUCACAAGCCAAAAUGGCUCUUGAUGGUCAAUUGCUUCCCCCUUCUAAGGGACUUACACUCAAGCAUGUUGCUGUCGGCCGCGGUACACAAAACUACACAUGCGACACCAAGGAUCCCUCAGCGGCGCCUGUUGCUACCGGUGCUGUGGCUACUCUGUUCAACGCCAGCUGCAUGGCUGCUCUGUACCCCGACCUUCUCGAGCGUGUCCCCGGAAUGGCUGUUCACUUCCCUUUGGCAGCCGCUGACAAGCUGGGCCCUGCCUCUCUGCCCGAAUCCGGUCACCACUACUUCACUGCCGAUGGUGUGCCUUACUUCGACCUCCGCACACCCGAGCAAGAGAUUGGCCAGGCACCUUGCGCUAAGAACAGCAGCGCUCCCGCACCAUCGCUCUCAGCCAAGGGUCAGCUCGGCGAGUCUGCUGUUCCCUGGCUCAGACUUUUCACCGUUGAAGGUGCGACUCACGACAUCAAGGAGGUCUACCGAACCACAACUGCCGGUGGUAGCGCUCCUGCCACAUGUAAGGGCAUGGCUUCUGAAUUCGAGGUCGAAUAUGCGACACUAUACUGGUUCUGGGCCGGUAAAGUCGAUGAAGACAAGGCUUAA